Platichthys flesus (European flounder) is the source of this 3981-nucleotide messenger RNA. Its product is annotated as sodium-dependent neutral amino acid transporter SLC6A17-like. The transcript has 12 exons. Gene Ontology annotation, biological process: proline transport; L-leucine transport; alanine transport. Bases 270 to 2516 code for a protein of 748 amino acids. The record is from RefSeq and is a predicted model, not a curated record. NCBI's taxonomy places the organism in Eukaryota, Metazoa, Chordata, Actinopteri, Pleuronectiformes, Pleuronectidae. Gene Ontology annotation, cellular component: plasma membrane; synaptic vesicle.
AGCAGCCCGGCGGAUGUUUUAACGACUCUCUCCACAGAUUCCAUGACGGAUACACUCAGAUUAAAACCCUGGAUAUUGCUCAUCGCCAUUAAAGACUCACGGACUGAGGCCAACACCUCAAAUCCAGCUGUCACUUCUUAGUCUCUGCCUUACAGCUCCAUCCAUCCAUCUCUUCUCCACUCUUUGCAUCUCUACUCUCUGUUCCCACCAGUCUCUUUCUUCCAUCUCUCUUUCCACCCCCACCCCCCUCCCGACCCUCAGCCUCCCUGAUGCCUAAGAACAGCAAGGUGACCCAGCUACAGCAGAGCAAUGAGCUCGUCACUGAGUCGGUGGCCGACCUGCUCGCCCACGAGGAGCCGCUGGACUACCAGAACAGCUCCCUGAACGUCGGAGGGGCCGCUGGGAAGAAGCCCCCACAGCUUGAGGUGCCCGAGAACGAUGGGCGCCCCGCCUGGAACAGCAAGCUCCAGUACAUCUUGGCCCAGGUGGGCUUCUCUGUGGGACUGGGCAACGUGUGGCGCUUCCCUUACCUGUGCCAAAAGAAUGGAGGAGGUGCCUACCUGGUUCCCUACUUUAUCCUCCUCCUCCUCAUCGGCAUCCCGCUCUUCUUCUUGGAGCUGGCGGUGGGUCAGAAGAUACGCCGCGGGAGCAUUGGUGUGUGGAACUACGUCUGUCCCAGUCUGGGCGGAAUAGGGAUGUCAAGUCUAAUGGUGUGUGGCUUUGUGGGUCUCUACUAUAACGUGAUCAUUGGCUGGAGCAUCUUCUACUUCUUCCAGUCCUUCCAGUAUCCUCUGCCAUGGAGCGAGUGUCCAAUCAGAAGGAACGGCACACUUGCCAUUGUGGAGCCCGAGUGCGACAAAAGUUCCGCCACGACGUAUUUCUGGUACCGACAAACCCUGAACACGACCAGCACGAUCGCGGAGAGCGGCGGCCUCAACGUCAAAAUGACCCUGUCUCUGUUUGUGGCCUGGAUCAUCGUCUGCCUCGCCGUCAUUAAAGGAAUCGCCUCCUCUGGGAAGGUGAUGUACUUCAGCUCUCUUUUCCCCUACGUGGUGCUCCUUUGUUUCCUGGUCAGGGGGUUAAUGCUGAAGGGAUCGGUGGAUGGUAUCGCUCACAUGUUUACUCCCAAGCUGGAGAAGAUGUUGGAGCCCCAGGUUUGGAGGGAAGCAGCCACCCAGGUGUUUUUCGCCCUGGGUCUGGGCUUUGGAGGAGUGAUAGCUUUCUCCAGUUACAAUAAGAUAGACAACAACUGUCAUUUUGACGCCGUGCUCGUCUCGGUGAUCAACUUCUUGACCUCCAUUCUAGCCACACUGGUGGUGUUUGCUGUGCUGGGCUUCAAGGCGAACAUCAUGAACGAAAAGUGUAUCGCAGAGAAUUCUGAGAAGAUCCUGGGGUUCCUCAACUCCAACGUCCUGAGUCACGACCUCAUCCCUCCACACAUGAACUUCUCCCAGCUCAGCACAUCAGACUAUGCUGAGAUAUACGGAGUCAUCAAGACGGUCAAAGAGGACGGCUUCGCCCAGCUGGGUCUGGAGCCGUGUCUCCUUGAGGACGAGCUCAACAAGUCUGUCCAGGGCACCGGCCUGGCUUUCAUCGCCUUCACAGAGGCCAUGACUCAUUUCCCAGCAUCUCCAUUCUGGUCGGUCAUGUUCUUCUUCAUGCUCAUUAACCUCGGCCUGGGCAGCAUGAUCGGCACCAUGACUGGCAUCACUACACCCGUUCUCGACUCCUACAAGGUCCAGAAGGAGCUUUUCACAGUGUGUUGCUGCGUUGUGGCCUUCCUGUGUGGCCUGCUGUUCGUUCAGCGCUCAGGGAAUUACUUUGUCACCAUGUUCGAUGAUUAUUCUGCUGGUCUGCCUCUGACUGUCGUUGUCAUCCUUGAAAAUGUGUCUGUCGCUUGGAUUUAUGGUACUAAAAGGUUCAUGCAGGACCUGGAGGACAUGUUGGGAUUCCGACCGUGCAUUAUCUACUUCUACCUGUGGAAAUACGUCUCCCCAUUCUGCCUCAUCGUUCUCAUCUCAGCCACUGUCAUAGAGAUGGCAAUCAGCCCACCAGGAUACAACGCCUGGGUCGAAGAGCUGGCUCAAGAACGUUUCGAGAGUUACCCUCCCUGGGCACUUGCCAUGUGCUUCUCUCUGAUCGUAGUGGCCAUGCUCCCUGUCCCCGUCGUCUUCAUCGCUCGUCACUUUAACCUGAUGUCCGAUGGCUCCAACAAGCUGUCCGUCUCCUACCGUAAAACCAUGAUGAAGGACAUCUCUAACCUGGAGGAGCAGGAUGAGGCCAGAUCCAUCCUCGGAGCCAAACCCGGCGAGGCACCGUCAUCAGCCCCUGCACACAAAGCAUACCUCACUCCUGGAGAGAUCAAACCCCUGGACCCGAACUCCUUGUCUCCAAACAUCAGCUACGGCACAAGCUACCAAAACGCUGCCAUCAGUCCCACCACGCCAACAACACCUGACACGCCUGUCACACCUGUCACAAUUGUCACGCCUGUCACGCCAGAGUCUGACUCUUGAUUGCCGUCCAAACAUCCAGUCCUGUAGCACAGUUUACCUUUCAACCCCAAAUUCUCCACCAGGGAUCACUGCAGCUCCGAGAGUCCCCACCAAUGCCCUGCUCAAGCCACGAAACUGUAGUCGCCUAAUUUAUCUGAGCCCACAUGUCCCAAAAACCAAAAAUUGAGGUAGGCAGUGUGGAGAUAUAUGUCAAAAGACCAAAUUCACUCUUAACAGUGAGACACUGAAUACACCUCUAUUCUGUUCUGUAUUUGAAAUCACGGUAUUUAUGUGCUUGAGCUGAAGGUCUGUGAUCUGCUUUUCUUUGCCUUAGUAUAAGGACCCUCAGCAGACCUAGCCCCCCUCACAGUAUAAUGCACUCCCUUGUGCAGGGGAUCUGGAAGAACGAAUGUAGGGGAGCUGGUGUGGUGAACAGGGUUUCACUGCAGCACGGUGGCACUGAGAGGCCAAAAUGAAUGUGCAUAUAAAGUUUAAUGUUGUAGAGAUACUGUUCGCCAAGCCAUACAGCUAAACACAGAUAAUGUUAUUUUCUAUAAAUGAAUAUGCAGUGAUUUUUCCUUUGUCUACAUUGAGCUCUGUUUGGCUGCUCUGAAAUACAGAACACGUCAUGUUGAUUUGUCUCCACAGAUCAAACUGCAGUGACAAAAUGACGACCUCCUGCUCUGUUUUGUUUGUAGCCAUUAGUGUUCUUGUUCAUUCUGUAAACAACAGUGUACAGUAUAUUAUUAUAAUAUAGGAUAAUAUAGUUUUUAUUUUGUGGAGGAGAUCAAAGCCACCGUCGGUCUCAUUGUGCAUCACACAAACACACACACAUCACAUGUCACACACACACAUACAUAUAUAUACAUAUAUAUGUAUGUGUGUGAUGUGUGUGUCUGUGUAGGGAAUCGAUCAUUUCAGUUUGUCCGCCAAAGAGUAAAGAGCAAGAAGUACAUAAUAAAAAUACUUGAAGUUCCACUGACAGGAAGCACAGCUUAGUUUUGCGUCUUUUCUGACAAAAUGACUACAAUGCUACAAAAGCACAAAAAAGAUUUUACACAAUUAUAAUGCACAAGCGAAUUGACCUAUUAUUAAAAAAAUGUAUUCACAUUCUUUAAAUAGGUCAGGCACAUUGAUGAAGCAAUAUAUACCACAAACUAGAAUGCACAAACUAAAUUCUUCAUGGAGCAAAAACAAAGCAAACACGUUGAACAAAAAUCUGCAAUGGACUAAAAUAUAUAUGAAGUUAUGGGACAAAUAUUCAAAUUAAAUCAGUUGAAUUAAUAUUAAACUCUGAUAUUUUGAUAGUUUGAACUUCUCUAUGCCUUAGACUCCUCACAUAUUCAGGAACGUACACAGGCAAACAAUAAAUACAUGAAGAUAACUCAAAUGUGCAUAUUUUCUGUAUAUUUGUGAUAUAUUACUGGCGAGCAGCACCAGGUUUCCUCUUUGACUCCUGACACAGUCUGAACUGGUUUGGACAGUC